GCUGAGUCAGCGGGCUGGGGGUUAGCUCGAGUGACGACCACUACUAUAAUAGUCAUUACUAGGGGAAACAGGGGGUGCGCGCCCCCUACCUCAAACCCUGGGACCUGGGGUAAGGACUAGGGGUUAAAAGGGGCUGCGCGAGAGGGAGUAAUUGAGGGGAGAGAGUGAGAGAGGGAAGUAGGCGAUACGUAUUUCGUGGUUUGCAAAAUACGCUAAACUGGUUGAGCUACAAUACAUUCGGCCGUGGUAAUGACGACUAUAAGCACCAGCUUAUCGGCUAUGGCAGUGCGCUACGAGUCUGACGGCGGCGUUACUGGGGGCCAGGUCGGUCUGCUAAGCUGGUCUGCGAGCACCGGCGGCGGCGGCGGGAGUAGCAGUGGUCCGGAGCACCGGGUCCUGAUCUGCAUGUCGUGUAGGGUCGGGAUUCGGCCAGGCGACGGCGUACAGCUGCACUUCUGGCGGAUCCACCGCCUAAAGGGCGAGGUGAUGCGACAGAUCCUCGAUUACAGCUACACGGCCGAGCCGAUCGCCAACCCACAGGCCGUCCCGGUACCCGCCGACGGUUCGCCUUACGUGGAGCAGCUACCAAUCGUCGACGGCCUCAGCUGCUCGGACUGCCGCUUCCUUACGACGAGCCGGAGGCUGAUCAGGGUCCACCGCUCGCAGUUAGGACACGACAGUAUCUGGAAGGAGGUACGACUUCAGAUCUUAUCGCGAGGAAGCCGCGCUCGGUACUGGGUAGUCGAGCAAGUACAGGGUAGUAUAGGACCUGACGGGACGACUAGCCUUAGGUCCACCGCCUCCGGCUCCCCUCAACGUCUGCUAGCAGACCGUCUUACGAGAUACGAAGAAAGCUUGGCGGCUGAGCUAGAGGAGACGCGGCGGAUAGUUGACAGCCGGCAAGGGCCUGACUUCGAGUCGACCUGGGUUCGCGAGAUGGGCUGGGCGAGACACCUCGCCGGGAGCGACAUGGGCGUGCACUUCCGGACGAGCUUGAGCGCCCUAUCUGCUGCAGCGCGCGCCAAACUCCGGGGCGAUGCAGAAAUUAUUGAACAGGACCGCCUCCUCCGGCUCGGGGCGAGCUUCGAACGGCUUAUCGCGAAGGCUCUCGAGCGGACAGCGCAAGUGCCGAACGAGGUGCUCCGCUACCUAGCCAACUAUCCGCUCGAUAAUAGGUGCGAAACGAUCUCUGAAAAGGCUGAAAAGGACGCUGCGCCAAGGCCGAUUGGGGGGCAUGCCUGUUGGCAGAUCCGGCUUUGCCCCUGCUCUUGCAUGAGCUGAAUGAGUGCUCCCAACCCCACUUCCUCGAGAGCCUGAU
Molecule: messenger RNA, 1318 nt
Organism: Microdochium trichocladiopsis
Lineage: Eukaryota; Fungi; Ascomycota; Sordariomycetes; Xylariales; Microdochiaceae
Exons: 1
Coding region: 250-1281 (343 amino acids)
Source: RefSeq, a predicted model, not a curated record